AUGGAGGGCGCCGAGCCCCGCGCGCGGCCCGAGCGCCUGGCGGAGGCCGAGAGCCGGGCGGCCGACGGCGGGCGCCUGGUGGAGGUGCAGCUGAGCGGCGGCGCCCCGUGGGGCUUCACCCUGAAGGGCGGCCGCGAGCACGGCGAGCCGCUGGUCAUCACCAAGAUUGAAGAAGGAAGCAAAGCUGCGGCCGUGGACAAGUUACUGGCGGGAGACGAGAUUGUGGGCAUCAACGACGUCGGUCUCUCGGGAUUCAGACAAGAGGCCAUUUGCCUGGUGAAGGGGUCCCAUAAGACCCUGAAGUUGGUGGUGAAAAGGAGGAACGAGCUGAGCUGGAGGCCGCACUCCUGGCACGCGGCCAAGUUCUGCGACGGCCACCCUGAGGCAGCGCUGGCGCCCUUCUCCGCUGGGGGUGGCGGGCCCUCCUGGCGUCACCACACCAGCUCCUCCUCGCACGACCUGUCGGGCGCCUGGGAGCCGUCGAGCCUGCAGCGCAGCUCUGACCACUUCAGCUCCCUGGGGAGCGUGGACAGCCUGGACCCUCCUUCCCAGCCCUCCGGGCGCCUCUCGGCCGCCAAGUCCAACAGCAGCAUUGACCACCUGGGCGGCCCGAGCAAGCGGGACUCGGCGUACGGCUCCUUCUCCACCAGCUCGGGCACCCCCGACCUCACCCUGCCCAAGGCCGACGCCUCCUCCACGGAGAACCUCCUCUACAAGGUCGGCCUGUGGGAAGCCUCCAAGCCGGGCGGCCGACAGUGCCCGGCCGGCGACGCUCCGGGCCCCGAGGAGAAGCUCGGCCACUUCCCUCCCAGGGUCCCCAGUGACCGCAGCCGAAGCCCGAGGCCCGAGGGCACUCUUGAGCCCAGGCCGGCCAGCUCUGCCAGGUCCAGUUUCGGGCCGGUCUGGUAUGUGCCCGAGAAGAGAAAGGCCCCUUCCUCCCCGCCCCCACCUCCGCCCCCACUCCGCAGCGACAGCUUCGCCGCCACCAAGGGCCAUGAGAAGCCCCAGGGCCCUCCGUCGUCUGAGGUGCCAGGCGCCCAGCCCUUCCCGGCCCCGACCCGGGCCCCAUCCCACGGCGACUGGAGAGCAGAGUCGGCCGAAGCUCAGCGGAGGCGCGACGCGAGAGGGGCCGUAGGCCCAGGCUGGGGCCUGGACGCGCCGCUGGAUGGCGGGUGGCCGUCCUCCGAGCAGGAUGCGGGCGGCCUCCCAGGAGCCCCCGGCCGACUGCAGGCCUCUGCGUCCAGCACGGAUGUGCGCUGCCCGCCGCCCUACGCGUGCCAGCCCCUGCGCCGGUGCGGCCGCGACAGCCCCUUCCUUCCCGAGGGGCCCCGGGAGCAGCCGCCCGGCGCCUUUGCUGGGGGCCUGCAGGAGCGCCCCGCCGACCACCCCCAGGACAGUGGCCUUGCCCGGGACAGGUGGCCCAGGACUGCCGACCAGAGGGAGGACAGUGGCGGUGGACAGAAGCGCCACCUGUGCACGCCCAGCGGACCGUGCCGCGCACAGACAGGGCCGCCCCCAGAGGAGCCCCGGCUCUGGGACCUGGCGCGGGGUGCCCACGAGGUCCCUGCGGCGCAGCCAACGGGGCCGAAGUCCCGGUGCCGCCUGCUGCAGCACGAGGUGCCCCCAGGCGCCCAGGAGUGGGCAAGGGCCUGCCAGUCGGACAGAGCGGCAGAGGGCCCAUCUGCGGGGGCCGGAGACCCGCAGGGCACCAGCUGCCCAGACCAAGCCGACCGGAAGAUGGUCAUGGACAGCGUCAGGGGGUCGGAUGGGGAAAGCGGCUGGAUCUCUCCACAGAAGACCCCCAUGUUGCACUGCCUAGCCCAGGAGGGGGCGUGCCGGGCGCAGAACGGCCACCCCAGUGGCACAGAGAGGCCUCCGCCGUUUGACAGCCAGGCGGGCAAGGCCAUACGCAGGAGUGACCGCUUCGCCACCACCCUGCGGACCGAGAUCCAGCUGCUGCGGGCCAGGCUGCAGAAGGGCACGAGCACCGCCGCACUGCCCGCGGCCACAGCCCAGGCGGGAGAGGAGGCCGGCGGCUGGAGGGCCGAGCGGGGCGGCGCCCCCCCAGAAGGGUCUUUCCCCGGCACCUACAAAGACCACCUGAAGGAGGCCCAAGCUCGGGUUCUGAGGGCCACGUCCUUCCAGCGCCGGGACCUGGACCCCAGCCCAGCCGACCACUGUCCGGGGGCAGCAGAACCCGGGGCCGGGGUGCUCAGCACCCCUUCCUUGUUCUCCACGGGGGCUCCCGACCCUGGCCCCCGCUUCUGGGAGGCAGGCCUGACCAAGCCGCCCUCCUCUUCUGGGGGGUGCGGGCCCCACCUUCCCCGCGUCGGAGGCCGCAAGCGCUUUACCACGGCACAGAAGCUGAAAUCCUACUCUGAGCCUGAGAAGAUGAACGAGGUGGGGGUCACGGCACACUACCGCCCCCACCCUGUGGCCGCCGAGGACGCCGUGGGCACGUUUGCCGACAGGUGGAAAUUUUUUGAGGAGACCAGCAGACCCGCUCCCCAGCAGGCUGGGCAGAGACCAGCUGUGUGCAGAGGCCUGAGGGAGGGCCCGGGAAGGCCGCAGACAGCCGGGCCCGCCUGUGAGGGCUCCGAGCCGUGGCUCCAGCCGAGGGGCCGCACCACCUCCUUUGGGGAAAACGCCAGUGGGCCCAGAAAGGCAGGCACAGUGGGGGAAUCGGACCCACCGCAGAGACUCGGGACCUUUGCUGAGUAUCAAGCCUCUUGGCGGGAGCCAAGGACGGCUCUGGAAGCCCGGGGUUCUGGCAGGUACCACUCGGCGGAUGACAUCCUGGACCCCGGUCUGGAGCAGCACCAGAGGCCGCAGUAUGUCCAUGAAAGGUCCCGGUCGUCUCCAUCCAAAGAGCUCUAUAACCAGGAAGUGUGUGUGGAGGCGCGGCGGCGCACUGCGGACCCCGGCGAGCAGAGACAGCACGCCCACGCGCUGCGGCCCCCGGAGGUGCACCCCACGCCGAGACCCGCAGACGCGCGCCGUGGAGACGCUCCAGGAGCACGGGGCGCCCCGUGGCCCUCAUGCCAGGCCUCUGAAGCGGCCCGCGCCCCGGAAACCGCAGCGGGAGCCCGGGACGGUGGUGGCAGAGCAGGCGGCCUACCUCACAGCAGCAGACACGCCGAGGAGCUCAAGCCCGCAGACCCGCUGCCCCUGGCGCUGCCGCUUGCCAAGAGGCCGGCCCCACAGAGGCCCCCGCCCCCGCGACGCGAGCCCAGGCCAUCGAGGGGCGCGGCUGGCGCACCUGCGUCAGCCCACCUGGCCGCGCCGGGCAGGCCCCUGCCCACGCCAUCCCCCGCGGCCCUGGACGUGUGCCUGGACCGCCUGUCUCUGUCACACAGCCCCGGCACCUCGGCGGACAGGCCGCACAGAAGCGCGCCCACAGACGAGCCGGGGGCAGCUGGCGAGCAUGUAGACUCCCGUGCCGCCUGCCAGGAAGCCCCGCGCCCGCCCGCGCACACGGCCACCAUGGAGACCUCCCGCUCCCCCUCUCCGCAGUUUGCCCCCCAGAAGCUGACGGACAAGCCGCCCCUGCUCAUCCAGGAUGAGAAUUCUACCAGGAUCGAGCGGGUGAUGGACAACAACACCACGGUGAAGAUGGUGCCCAUCAAGAUCGUGCACGCAGAGAGCCAGCCGGAGAAGGAGAGCCGCCAGGGCCUGGCGCGCGCCGCCGAGCCACCCGCACUGCCCAGCGGGCUGGAGAAGGACCAGCUCAGGACGCUGCGCACGUCGGAGCAGUCCUACUCCAGCUUCUGUGUGUACAGCCGCCAGGGCGCCGAGCCCGCACCCCCCGGCCAGGACAGCCGCGCCUCCCCCGCCGCGCUCAGCUACGUGAAGGCCAAGGAGCGCACGGCCGAGGACCUGAAGUCGGAGGAGCUGGCCCGGGAGAUCGUGGGCAAGGACAAGUCCCUGGCCGACAUCCUGGACCCCCGCGUGAAGAUGAGGACCGCCAUGGACCUGAUGGAGGGCAUCUUCCCCAAAGACGAGCACCUCUUGGAGGAAGCUCAGCAGCGGAGGAAGCUGCUCCCCAAAGUCCCCUCUCCUCGGGCCCCGGAGGACAAGAAGGAGGAGCCGAGCACGCCUGUGGCCAUGCCGCUGGCCACCAGCUCCGCCUACUACAGCACGUCAGCCCCCAAGGCUGAGCUGCUGAUCAAGAUGAAGGACCUGCAGGAGCAGCAGGAGCCUGAGGAGGACUCAGGAAGUGACUUGGACCACGACUUGUCAGUGAAGAAGCAGGAGCUCAUCGAGAGCCUCAGCCGCAAGCUGCAGGUGCUCCGGGAGGCCCGCGAGAGCCUGCUGGAGGACAUUCGGGCCAACGGCGCGCUGGGGGACGAGGUGGAGGCCAUCGCCAAGGACGUCUGCAAGCCCAAUGAGUUUGACAAGUUCCGCAUGUUCAUCGGGGACCUGGACAAGGUGGUGAACCUGCUGCUGUCCCUUUCAGGCCGCCUGGCCCGCGUGGAGAACGCCCUCAACAACCUGGACGGUAGCGCUUCUCCUGGCGACCGGCAAUCGCUGCUGGAGAAGCAGAGGGUCCUGGUCCAGCAGCACGAAGACGCCAAGGAGCUCAAGGAGAACCUGGACCGCCGCGAGCGCAUCGUCUUCGACAUCCUGGCCAGCUACCUCAGUGAGGACAGCCUGGCCGACUACGAGCACUUCGUCAAGAUGAAGUCAGCCCUGAUCAUCGAGCAGCGUGAGCUGGAGGACAAGAUCCACCUGGGCGAGGAGCAGCUCAAGUGCUUGUUCGACAGCCUUCAGCCCGAGAGAGGCAAAUAGGCGCCUCCCGGCCGAGGCGGGGCCCUGUGGAGCGCCUCCCCGGCCGCCGGUGACACCCACCUGCAUUCCUGUGGGCACAGACCUCUCCGGUGCCCACGUGCUCUGAGAAAAGCAAUAAGCCCCCUGGGAAGAUGUUGUGUCACGUUUUCGUUCCCCCCAGUGCCGAGCAGGCCACGCCCGUCCUGCGUCCUUCUGUGCGUCCACGUGGCGUCAGGCCGCGGCUCUGCCCCUCCUCAGCGUGCCCCCCUCCCCCUGCCUGGGCAGCAGCCGGAGGCCCCGAGGGCCACCCUGGCCCCUGUCUUGGCACCAUCCCGGGCGCAGGCUGCCCCUGUGUCCCUGCUUGUCACCCAGCGGAAGGAGAAAUUCAGGGCAGUGGCCUCUGACGGGCCUCUUGGAAGCUGAAGCCUUUGCAGGUGGUCACCGGGCAAGCGGGGCAUGGGUGAGCUCCGAGUCGCCUCCCGAGGUGGCCGGAGUAAAACAACCUGGUUCCAAGCGUCUGCUGAUAAAGCGCUGGCUGCGUAUUUGUUUCCGAGCCCCAGGCGCUGUUUCUGAGCGGACCUUCCCACCAGGACCUCAUUCUGCGUGGGUGCGGCCCUCGAGGCACAUGGGUCUUCGCUCUGUGGGCUCUUCUGCCGUUCCGCCUGCCGGCAGGGCAGGGGCCUCCCUCGGGGCUCUCAGGGACGCCUGGGCCCUGCAGCCGCUGAGCUUACAGACGCGCUGGGCGCGCGGCCCUCACGUUAAUUCCCUGAACACCAGGGCCCGGCCAGUAGGAGAGGGGCAGGCUCGCGGAGGGCACCCACAGUCGUGUCCGAGGCCGCGACUUCCAUCGGGAGCCCUAGAGACCUGCCCCGCGUGGCCGUGGGAGCCGAGGGCGCGGGCCUGGCUGCUGGCCUGGUUUGACCCCCCGCCGAGGCGCUGGCAAGCAAGUCCCUCCUCUGAUGAAUGCUCAGUGGUCAGCAAUGAGCAUUUUAAGGCGCACUAGUCAGACAUUGGUCCUAGUGGGGGUCACUUGAACCCUCAUUCCCCUGUAGCCUGUGACAGAGGCUCCCCGGCUGGUGGGGGUGCCGCUCUCAGCAGUGGCUGCCUUCCCAGCACAGGACUGUGGCCUGCACCGCCCGGGACACAAGCUGGACCCAGGCCGCCGCAGAGGGGUCGGACCGCAGGCCUCUGACGCAGGCGCCUCACCUCCAGCAGAGAAACACCCUGUCAGACGUUUUUAUUCCCCUUAAAUUAAGCUAUUUCUGACCUGGAAAAAACGCUCAUUCUGCCAAUGACGUGACACCUCUCUCCCACCCGAUGUGGCCACCAGCUCGGAGCACGGCCACCCCCAGACCUCCGUCUCUCUCCCCCAUGGAGACGACCCCAGGAAUGUCGAUGAAUUUUGUUUUUAAUUUAGACCAGGCUUUCAUCUGUGAUUCCCCCCCCUCCGAUGCAGUGUUGUGGUCACUUUGGUGAUGUGUAUGUGAAAUGUGAAUAAUGGGAUCUGUGCUGUCUGUGUGUAGCCCCUUGAUGUCCUUUGAGAACUUUCUCCUCCGUGUAGCGAUAGGCCGUGCUCUGUGACCCUGUUCGCCAAGCACACUCCCCCAUCCUGUCCAAUCCCGUUUGCCCCCACGCGUCUGCUUGUCGGGAGCCCAAAGCUUCCGGGGAGGCAAUGUACAUAACGUUGUAUAUACUGCGCUACUGCACACGAGAACAACCUGGUGCUAACGUUGGCCCUUGGCAUUCUUAGGCGGUGGCUGAUGGCUCACCCUCUGUGACAGCCAGUUCUGGAAUGCUCUGGGUAGCGAGAGUCAGGCAGCUCACAUGGCUCUCAUCCUGCAGUCACCGUGGAGAAUGUGUUCCAGUCUCAUGCUCGACACUUACCACUUACCUCUCAACAGUCCAUCCUGCUUGACGUUCACACAAUAAAGUGUCUCUGAAUGAAGCACGUCUGACUUACCUAAUUUAUGUCAUUUUUUAAAAAGA
This is a messenger RNA of Talpa occidentalis (Iberian mole), 6753 nucleotides long. It is a transcript of the gene SHROOM2, whose product is annotated as shroom family member 2. Gene Ontology annotation, molecular function: actin filament binding. Gene Ontology annotation, cellular component: apical plasma membrane; cortical actin cytoskeleton; adherens junction. Gene Ontology annotation, biological process: actin filament organization. The transcript is spliced from 10 exons. Bases 1 to 4788 code for a protein of 1595 amino acids. The record is from RefSeq and is a predicted model, not a curated record. Lineage: Eukaryota; Metazoa; Chordata; Mammalia; Eulipotyphla; Talpidae.